AUGUUUCCCUGGGCCCUCCGCCACCUCCCAGGACCCCACCAACAGAUAUUUAGGUACCAAGAGGCUGUGCGGGGCUUCAUCCGCUAUGAGAUCAUCAGGCACAAGCUCAAGAAACCGGGCCCCAAGGACUUCAUCAGCUGUUACCUGGCCCGGAUCACUAAGGCUAUGGACGACCCUGUCUCCACAUUCAACGAGGAGAACCUGAUCCAGGUGGUGAUCGACCUGUUUCUGGGAGGCACCGACACCACAGCCACCACCCUGCGCUGGGCCCUCAUCUACAUGGUCCAUCACGGAGCCAUCCAAGAGAGGGUGCAACAGGAACUGGAUACAGUGCUGGGCACUGCCCAGGCCGUCUGCUACGAGGAUCGCGAGCGGCUGCCCUAUGCCCGCGCCGUGCUGCACGAGGUGCAGCGCCUUAGCAGCGUUGUGGCUGUGGGUGCCGUGCGCCAGUGCGUGACUUCCACCUGCGUGCGUGGUUACUACAUACCCAAGGGCACCGUCAUCUUGCCCAAUCUGGCCUCUGUGUUGUAUGACCCUGAGUGCUGGGAGACCCCUAGACAGUUCAACCCUGGUCACUUCCUGGACAAGGAUGGAAACUUUGUGGUCAACGAAGCCUUCCUGCCUUUCUCUGCAGGGCAUCGGGUGUGCCCUGGGGACCAGCUGGCUCGAAUGGAGCUCUUCCUGAUGUUUACCACCCUCCUGAGGACGUUUCGGUUCCAACUGCCAGAGGGGAGCCCUGGACUCAGGCUGGACUACAUCUUUGGGGGCACUCUGCAGCCUCAGUCACAGGAGAUCUGUGCAGUGCCCCGCCUGCGCAGCCCCAGCCCAGGCCCUAAGGAGGGGGACCUGUAG
Molecule: messenger RNA, 852 nt
Organism: Castor canadensis (American beaver)
Lineage: Eukaryota; Metazoa; Chordata; Mammalia; Rodentia; Castoridae
Product: cytochrome P450 2J2-like
Biological process (GO): xenobiotic metabolic process
Cellular component (GO): intracellular membrane-bounded organelle; cytoplasm
Molecular function (GO): oxidoreductase activity, acting on paired donors, with incorporation or reduction of molecular oxygen, reduced flavin or flavoprotein as one donor, and incorporation of one atom of oxygen; heme binding; iron ion binding
Source: RefSeq, a predicted model, not a curated record